GCGCGCGCGCGGGCGGGCGAGCGAGCAACCGGCCACCCACCGAGCUCGGCUCCGCUCAGCGGCAGCAGCACGGCAUGGGCGCAACACUAAAAAGAAGGAAGCGGCCGCGCCUCCAGCCCCAGACCCACCACCUCCUCCUCUCUCUCCUCGCCCCCUCUCCCUCUCCUCCUCGCGGCGACGCUGCGGCUGUGGUGCGGGCUGCAUGGACGAGCAGGGGUUCGCCGGCUUCGGCGGGGGGCGCGGGGCGGUGCCGGUGCGGGACCAGGGGCGGGAGGCGAUGGCGCUCCUGCAGCAUCAGCACCACCACCAGCGGCGGCGGCAGCUGGAGGUCGAGGAGGAGGAGGAGGAGGAGGAGGAGGAGGAGGCGCGGCGCCAGAUGUUCGCCGGGGUGGCGGCGUUCCCGGCGGCGGCGCUGGGGCUGGGCCACGGCCAGCAGGCGUACUACGGGGAGGAAGCGGGCGGGCUCGGGGACAGCGACGCGGGCGGGUCGGAACCGGAGCCGGCGCAGGCGCGGCAGCGCGGGGGGUCCGGCAGCAAGCGGAGCCGCGCCGCCGAGGUGCACAACCUCUCCGAGAAGAGGAGGAGGAGCAAGAUCAACGAGAAGAUGAAGGCGCUGCAGAGCCUGAUACCGAACUCCAACAAGACUGACAAGGCGUCCAUGCUUGACGAGGCCAUUGAGUACCUGAAGCAGCUGCAGCUCCAAGUGCAGAUGCUGUCUAUGAGAAAUGGUGUUUACUUGAACCCACCAUAUCUAUCUGGUGCACUUGAGCCUGCGCAAGCAUCACAAAUGUUUGCUGCACUUGGUGGGGCCAACGUCACAGCAUCAAGCUCUGGGGCAGUGAUGCCACCUGUAAACCAAAGUUCAGGAGCUCAUCAGGCAUUUGAUCCAUUAAAUCCUCCACAAAAUCAACCAAUAUCUUUUGUCUUACCAAGUGUUCCUGACAAAACCAUUCCAGAACGUCGAUUUCACUUGGAAUCAUCACAGUCCCAUCUUCGAACAUUUCGGAUGCCUGAAUCUUCUGAGAUGAUGCUCCGGGGGGAGAUAAUGGCAAAGCAUCAGUUAUCUUCAGCUCAAGAAAGGGUUAGUCUGCCAGGAAAUGAUAUGAACCCCAUUAGGCAAGAAUCAUCGAUUGUAAACGCUGAUCAAUUCGAUGGUUGCUCACGUAACAAAGAGUGAUUACAUGAUAUGGUACCAAAAAAAAUGCAGGACAUGUGUAGCUUAGGAAAUGGCGACUGAUGAAACUGAGGUGAGGGCCGAAGGCAGGAUGAGUGAGUGAGAUAGUUCAGUAACCCAGCUGACACGCAGGCUUCCGAAGUCAUUUACCUCCGUUACCUCAGCAGUAACUUUAUUUUUUGAAGCAACCCGAAUGCUUCACUUAGCAGUUAGCAGGGCAGUAUUUGAUAGUAGAAAACCAUGUACCGUUACGCAUUUCGUGGUCUACGGGGAACUAGCAGGCCACUGAGACUGUAAUGUGUUUCUCUACCAGCAGCGCAAGCCAAGCUGCGUGUAAGCUAGAUCAGAGUCUCGGAGAUGUGAGGCUGGUUGGCCAGCUGCACCCUCAGAAUUGUGCUACUAGACCAGAGUUUCUGAACAUAGUCUGCUGAAAGCAGCCCGAGACCGAAAAGGCUUCACGCUUACAUU
This is a messenger RNA of Panicum hallii, 1642 nucleotides long. Its product is annotated as transcription factor SPATULA-like. The coding region runs from base 203 to 1177 and encodes 324 amino acids. The record is from RefSeq and is a predicted model, not a curated record. Gene Ontology annotation, cellular component: nucleus. Gene Ontology annotation, molecular function: protein dimerization activity. The transcript is spliced from 7 exons. NCBI's taxonomy places the organism in Eukaryota, Viridiplantae, Streptophyta, Magnoliopsida, Poales, Poaceae.